Messenger RNA from Phytophthora infestans T30-4, 4464 nucleotides. RefSeq names its product phospholipid-transporting ATPase, putative. The transcript has a single exon. Gene Ontology annotation, molecular function: ATP binding; ATPase-coupled intramembrane lipid carrier activity; magnesium ion binding. Lineage: Eukaryota; Oomycota; Peronosporomycetes; Peronosporales; Peronosporaceae. The record is from RefSeq and is a predicted model, not a curated record. Bases 1 to 4464 code for a protein of 1487 amino acids. Gene Ontology annotation, biological process: phospholipid translocation. Gene Ontology annotation, cellular component: plasma membrane.
AUGACUGUGUUAGAGUCCGUGAUCGGCUCGGGUGCUGCACGUGUGACCGACGUGUCGGUGGAUGCCGAGUCGACGUACAGGACAGUGCAGGUGGGUGGGUCUCCUGUCGCUGCAUCGACCGGAUGGACCCCCAAGAUGCUCGCAGAGGCAGCGGCAGGUCUGGGUUCAUCGACCAUGUCCAUCUUGUCGGCCGUUAGUGACGUCGUCCCAGGAGACAACACUGGAGCUCUGGGGCUACCAGAAAGCGGCGCUCGCUGCAUCUACGUCAACAAUUCCGUCCAAAACGCGGCACAGAAGUUCUGUAACAACAAGGUGGUUACUGCUAAAUACACGAAGCUCAACUUCCUCCCUCGGUUCUUCUACGGUCGACUCUCGCAAGUGGCAAACUUUUACUUUUUGCUGGUUGGUGCCGGUCAGAUUAUCCCCGAGAUUUCGUCCACGCAGACGAUUCCGUACCAGUGGAUUGUGCUCACGCUCGUGCUGUCGGUCGACGCUGUGUUUGCAGCUAUUGAAGACCGCGGACGGCACAUUGCAGACGCCAAGAUGAACGCUCGCGUCUCGCACAUCUUCGAUCUGGAAGAACCGGAUUGUUUUCGUGACGAUACGUGGCGAGCUGUUGCCGUGGGGGACAUUAUCAAGGUGGAAAACUACGAAGCCAUCCCAGCAGAUGUGCUGUUGCUCGCCGUAUCCGAGCCGGACCCGAAUGCUCCGACCGGAAUUUGCUUUGUGGAGACCAAGUCGCUAGAUGGCGAGACGAAUCUCAAGGUGCGUCAAGCGCUCAGCUGUACGUUUUCGCAGCUGAGCGACCCGCGAGCUCUUGCUCAACUUCCCGGUCGGCUCAUCUGCGAGCUGCCAAACCACGACGUCAACACCUUCUCCGGACGCUUUGAACCGCAGAGUGGCCACGCAAUUCCGAUCGACUUGAAGAACGUGGCGUUGCGCGGCUGCGUCAUCCGCAACACCCCGUUCAUCUACGGUCUCGUGUUGAAUACUGGAGCUGACACUAAGAUUAUGCAAGCUGGAUCGCACACGCCUCCCACCAAGAUCAGCAAGAUCCUUGCCAUCGUAAACCGAGGCAACGCGUUGCUGAUGGCUAUUCUUGCUGUCUUGUGCAUCUUAGGCGCAGUAUUGUGUGUGUUUUGGGUCGCUGAACACCGCGAAGGUGCCACCUACUUGCAUCUCGAGAAUCUCAGCGGCGUCGCUCCUUUCCGUAAUGACGUUGUAGGUAUCCUGAUAUACCUGGGCUACUUCUGGAUCCUCAUCGCGUCCUUCGUCCCCAUUACGUUGUACGUGACCAUCGCCAUUGUGAAAACGUACCAAACGUUCUUCCUCAAUCGCGAUCUUGGCAUGUAUGACGAAGUGACAGACACGCCGGCACUUGUUCGUAACUCCGAUCUCAAUGAUGAGCUGGGGCAGGUCACUCACAUCUUCAGCGAUAAGACUGGUACGCUAACAGCAAACGAGAUGGAUUUCCGUAAGAUGAGCAUCCACGGCGUGUCGUAUGGACGCGGCACCACUGAAAUCGGUCGUGAGGCCACACGACGUCUUGGCAAGGAUAUCUCCGCAAGCGAUGUACUAGCAGACAACACGCCGAUAUUAGUCAAGACGGACAACGUGAACUUCAUAGAUCCAGCCGGAGACUUGGAGCGCGACAGCGACGCACGCUUGCACCCGGAACAAGCUGCUCGUAUCCACGACUUUUUCGUUCACUUGGCUGUCUGCCACUCCGUUGUGCGAGAAACGUUGUCCGAGAACGACACGGGCACAGGCUUCUCAGCCUCGUCACCUGACGAGCUUGCACUUGUGUCGGGUGCCAAUUACUUUGGCUACUCGUUCCUGGCUCGUCGGAACGGAGAAGUGGCAAUUUCGGUCCCUGGCACGCGAGAAGAGGUCGUCUACGAACUCUUGGAGAUGGUCGACUUCACCAGUACUCGUAAGAGGAUGUCGGUCGUCGUGCGCACUCCUGACAAGCGCGUGAUGUUGUUAACCAAAGGUGCCGACUCGGUUAUCUUCCCUCGACUAGCACCGUCAUCAGAUCCGACGAUCGUGGAUACUACACUCGCGCAGUUGGAACGAUACGCUACGGAAGGACUGCGAACUCUUGUGAUCGCACAGAAGGAGCUCUCUCCAGACGCGUAUGCCGAGUGGUCAUGCGAGUACGAUGCAGCGUUGGGAGAUCUGGAGCAAAUGGCAAUGCAGAAGCGUGGCGAACCGAAUCGCAUCGAAGAGCUUGAAGAGCUACUAGAGCAGGGGUUGCAGCUUAUUGGCGCUACCGCCAUCGAGGAUCGAUUACAGGACCAGGUCACGUCUACACUGGGAGAUUUAUCUCGAGCUGGUAUUAAGAUCUGGGUGCUCACUGGUGAUAAGGAGGAGACGGCAGUGAACAUCGGCUUUGCUUGUCAACUGCUGAACAACGACAUGGAACGGAUCAUGAUUAACGCGGAGACGACGCCCUCUGCCUCUGACCUGUACGACAUGUUGCUGAUUCGUUGUAUGGAAGCUCGAAAGCGUGCAGAGCUGAAGGCGAGGGGAGCCAAAGACGACACGCAACAACAAGCCAUCGUGAUCGACGGUCGUUGUCUGACCUUGGUGUUCAGUAACAAUGUGCUGUCCGAGCUGUUCCUCGAGGUGUCCCAGCAGUGCGUGUCUGUCAUUUGUUGUCGCGUUUCGCCCAAGCAAAAAGCUCAAGUGGUUCGGCUCUUUAAGACGAACUUGCACGGCUGUCGCUCGCUGUCCAUCGGCGACGGAGCUAACGACGUCGCAAUGAUCCAAGAAGCGCAUAUCGGCGUCGGAAUCUCCGGUCACGAAGGCAUGCAGGCCGUGAACGCAAGUGACUUCGCUAUCGCCCAGUUCCGGUUCCUCAAGCGUCUGCUUCUUGUCCAUGGUCACUGGAAUUAUCGUCGCAUGGCCAAGCUGGCACUGUACGUGGUGUACAAGAACAUCUUACUGUUCGGAACCGAGUUCGUGCUGGCUGUGUUGCCUCAAUGCGGAUCCUCCGGCACGCUUUACUUCAACAACAUGUGGAUCAACGGCUACAACGUCUUUUGGUCCUCAAUGCCCAUCGGUAUCGUGGCGAUCACAGAGCAAGAGGUGCCGGCACGUAUCGCAGAGCAGUUCCCCGGCCUGUACCACGUCGGAGCUCAAGGCGAGCUCUUCAGUCUUCGUAUCUUCGCGCAGUGGGUAGCUGAGGCACUCUACGAGUGCGUAGUCUGCGGGCUGGUACCGGCACUUAUCAUCGGCGGGCCCGUAGAUUCCACUGGCAAUGGCUUCUCCCGUGACUUGUGUGGCGCCAUUUCUUACUGCUGUUUGAUCAGUGUUGGCUGGGUCAAACUGGCGUUGAACAUGGUCACAUGGAACGCCAUCACGGCGUUCGCGUUCAUCGCAUCGAUCAUCUUCUGGUACAUUUCAGGCUACGUCAUCGCCGCAUCAUUCCCGACGUCAGUAGCCGACACUGCGUUCCCACACAUUUUCGUUCUACCCGAGUUCUACUUAGCAAUCUUCUUGUCUCUGCUGUUGUGUCUCGGACGUGACUUUCUCUGGACAGCUUACAAACGCGAGAUGAACCCCGAGUACUAUCACAUUCUCCAGGAAUUCCACCGACGCGGCAGUCAAAACCCCGACAAGGCUCGAUGGACGCCACCUGAGCUGCGCUACGAGCGCUUCCAAGCUGAUCUGACCGAGGAGAAGCCACGUUUCGACCUGCCUGAACAGCAAGCUUUACCCAACCAACGACCGUCUCAUGCGGAUCAGAAGGUAUACACCGGUUUCGCCUUCUCGACUCAACUUCUCGAAGAUCGCUUCCUAAAUCCAUUACGUGAGAUGGUUCUACCCGUCAGUCAAGUCGCAAACGCUAUCGGUAGAGUAUUGUCGCCCGGUGGGAGCCCCAUUACCCGCCAUAAUCCCGACAGCCCGACGCGUCGUGAAGCUGCUGAUGAACCAAAGUCGUUCGAAGACAAGAUCUUGGCAUUACCCAUCGAGGAACAGGCAGUGUAUGAGAUCCAGCGUUACCAAGUGUUCACCGGAUGGGGAUCACUGCGACCAGGCCAUCUUCUAAUUACUGACCCACCCAAGUUCACCAAUGCUCUCAUGACGGACGGUGCUGGUACCUUCGAUCUCGACCACUGGGUUGUCGAUCCACGCUUCGGUGGCUCCGAUCAAUGGCAAUACGCCACUAGAUUCAAAGACUUCUUGCGUGCCCAGGAGAAGUUACAGCAGGAAACAAUUGAAGGCGUACCACCAGAGCUCCAAGCUCAUGCGAGUGGACUUGAUCCGGAUCUGCAGGAGCGACGACGCAUCAAGAAGAAGCUUAACAAACUUGUCGGACGCAGUGUACGUCGUCGUCGCUGGGUACGGAAGGAGAAGCUGCUUGCCGAGGCGAUAGAGCGCGCCAACAUUGCCUUGGCCGCACCGGAUCCGGAGUCUUCACUUCCUCGUACGCCUCCCAACUCUCCUCCUUCUCAAUAG